This is a messenger RNA of Aspergillus niger, 861 nucleotides long. RefSeq lists its product as uncharacterized. NCBI's taxonomy places the organism in Eukaryota, Fungi, Ascomycota, Eurotiomycetes, Eurotiales, Aspergillaceae. The record is from RefSeq and is a predicted model, not a curated record. Bases 1 to 861 code for a protein of 286 amino acids. The transcript has 10 exons.
AUGGGGUGCUGUCGCCUCCUUCGAGACGGUAUCUAUCUCAGCCAGCCUGCAGGCUUGGGAGCAAUAUGGUUCCCCCAAGAACCUGACUUUGUCCUCACAAAGAGGCAACAGAAGGGGCUGGCGUUGGGAAAAUUUGGGGCAAUCGAAUGCGCUUCGGAUAUUGAUAUCUCAGGGUUGCUAGUCGGCCUCUUGUCCGUGAACGGGAAUGGAGAGCUAGCAGAUGCGAAUGGAUUUGGUGUGGAGGUCACGCAAGGCCAGGGUGCACUAGCAAAGGGACCUAACCAAGGACGUGAGGGUAGAUCAAAGUCGGUGGAUCCAGAUCUGUGUCAGAUGACAACUGAUGAGAUAUCUGAGGCGUAUAAAAGGGUUAUUGUUGUGAUUGAAUGGGAGGGGGUGCGGAAUAGGUUCUUCAUCCAGUGUGUAGCAUGGUCUCCAGGUCACCCAGUCCGCACAGGGACAAAUCUAUCCCAUACUUAUGAAACUGCUUGGACUUGUCCAGGGGCAUAUGGGACUAUGCCAGUGUAUAGUAGUCUCGGAGGUCACUAUGGUGGUGGUCAUGCUCACAAGUCAGCAGCUCCUCUCAUGGUUCCCCUUGCUGCAUCGAAUCUAUUUGAUUCAUCCCAGAACCACACCGUAGUUCGCCCGCGUGAGAACGACUUGGAUCUUCCUGGGACGCAACCUCUUAGUUAUCCCCUUCCCCCGGCCCCGGCCAACACAUGGCAUGGCGAUGCUAAGUAUGAAGGGUUUGCGCUCAUAUCCCACGUUCUGGUCUAUGAAAAUUCAUCCAGCAGCAAGGAUUUUGUGUAUUGGUGGCCAAGGACUGUCCCUCAGAGCCAGGCGAUACUAUCGGGACAUCAAUAG